AUGAGAGGGGAAGGCGCCUACAGCAAGAUGGAUGUGGGCAGCAAGGAGGUCCUGAUUGAGAGCCCGCCAGACUACUCGGCAGCCAACCAGGGCCGUUUUGGCAUCAUCCCCUGCUGCCCUGUGAGCCUCAAACGCCUUCUCAUCGUGGUCGUGGUGAUAGUCCUUGUGGUCGUGGUGAUUGUAGGGGCCCUGCUAAUGGGUCUUCACAUGAGCCAGAAGCACACUGAGAUGGUUCUGGAGAUGAGCAUUGGGGGACCGGAAGCCCAGCAGCGCCUGGCCCUGCAGGAGCGUGUGGGCACCACUGCCACCUUCUCCAUUGGCUCCAGUGGUAUUGUAGUGUAUGACUACCAGCGGCUCCUGAUUGCCUAUAAGCCAGCCCCAGGAACCUGUUGCUAUGUCAUGAAGAUGGCUCCGGAGAACAUCCCAAGUCUUGAGGCUCUCACUAGAAAGUUCCAGAACUUCCAGGUCAAGCCUGCAGUGUCUACCUCUAAGCUGGGCCAGGAGGAGGGCCAUGAUGCUGGCUCAGCAUCCCCUGGGGACCUGGACUUCCUGGGCACCACAGUGAGCACCCUAUGUGGCGAGGUGCCCCUCUACUACAUCUAGGACCCCUCAGGGCCUGUGGAAGCCCCAAGUGAAGAGGAAAGAUCCAUGCGCUAAAGGUCUUUUGCAGAGAGAUAGCAAGC
Messenger RNA from Neomonachus schauinslandi (Hawaiian monk seal), 683 nucleotides. RefSeq names its product surfactant protein C (gene SFTPC). The transcript is spliced from 6 exons. The coding region runs from base 1 to 603 and encodes 200 amino acids. The record is from RefSeq and is a predicted model, not a curated record. NCBI's taxonomy places the organism in Eukaryota, Metazoa, Chordata, Mammalia, Carnivora, Phocidae. Gene Ontology annotation, cellular component: alveolar lamellar body; extracellular region. Gene Ontology annotation, biological process: respiratory gaseous exchange by respiratory system.